Molecule: messenger RNA, 1995 nt
Organism: Aspergillus candidus
Lineage: Eukaryota; Fungi; Ascomycota; Eurotiomycetes; Eurotiales; Aspergillaceae
Product: ASCC2 family CUE domain-containing protein
Exons: 3
Coding region: 1-1995 (664 amino acids)
Molecular function (GO): ubiquitin binding
Source: RefSeq, a predicted model, not a curated record
AUGGCACACUGGCCUCCUCUGGCAUCGGUCCCACCGCCCGAGGUGCAGAAGACCAUUCCCUCUGCGGAAUGGGACCUCUAUAUCGAUGCAUGGACCCUGCUCCUGGAGCUUCGAAUAGCUGCCUCCGAGGCUGAAUUCAGGGACGUGGCUCCCCAAGACGAGUCGGCCGUCUCGUUCCUGGUAUCCUUCUAUCACCAAUGGUCCAUCCCGGGAGCAUCUGGCUUCCAUGUUGGACCGCGCGCGAGAACCUUGCGCAAGCUCUGUUUCUUGCUAACAAGAAGGUUUCUUCUGGACGUCUCAACUUCUCCGGUGGAGCUGCUCGCAUGGAAGUACCUGGGUGGGCUGUGCUGCUGUUACCCCUCCAGCGCAUCCCUCAAGCGGCUGUUAUCAGAUGUGUGGGGUAAGCAUCAGGAUACGAUAUCCGCCAGCGUCGACGAUGCCAAGGCUGCAGUCAUUAAACAGCUCUCGGUCUCCGACCCGAGGAGUGUCGUCGCAACUACAGCAGAUGUCCGGCUAUUGACCGUCUUGGGGUCAGUGUUGCCUGACUGCGGGCAAGUUCUGAUGGCUGGGUCGGAUUUCCUGGACACCUUUUCAGAUGCAUAUACGACGCACGGGAGUAGCGACCUCCGCAGGGUUUUGGUCGCCAAUGUCUAUGUCGGCCUGACCUCGCUCCUGAAAGGCUCCAAGCCGAACCUCUCCCUACUCUUGGACCAGCUCUUCAGCCUGAAAGCCAGUGCCGGGGUUGGCACCCCUCAAAUGAAGGAGCCCACACUCCUGUCCGACCUGAUCUGCAGCUCCGACCUGCUCGUCCGUCUAGAGAAAUAUCUCGUAGCGCACCCGCAAAAGCGCGGCCAGGAUCUAGUAACCAGUCUACAAACCUACCAAGCCCAGUCGCGGCCCUUCCACCACCGGUACCAAAAGCAAAAGAAGCGCGUCGACAAAGGCAAAAGCCGCGCCAGCGCCAACGACCUGCCUAGCGCCAACGAGCUACACAUCCACAAGAUGUCCCUCGUGACGCAAGUGCAGGACCUCUUCCCCGACCUCGGCUCCGGCUACAUCGUCCGCCUACUCGACAUCUACGACGACAACCCAGAAACAGUCGUCGCCCACCUCCUCGACGACUCCAUCCCCGCCUCCCUCCAACAAUCUCUCGACAAAUCCGAACAACUCCCCACAACAGCCUCCCCCGCCCACCACGACCCCUUCCUCCCUCGCCCAACACCCCCCACAUCUCCGGGCCUCGUCCCAUCCCGCAAAAACGUCUUCGACAGCGACAUCGACCUCGCCGACCUCGCCCGACCCAACGACCCCACGUCCACCACCCCCACCGCAGCAAAAGGCAAGCUCCGCUUCGGCCGCACCGACACAGACCUCACCACACACGAAGACACCGACCCCGCACAACACACAGCCAACAAAGCAGCGAUCCUCUCCGCGCUCGCAACCUUCGACUCAGACGACGACGAGCGCGACGACACCUACGACGUCGCAGACGUAGGCGGCACCGUCGAAUCCUCCACAGCAGCCGAAGACUCCAGCGCGCGAGACCGCGACGACCUCGAUAUGGCGCUCUUCCGCGCUUUCAAAACAAACGCAGGCAUCUUCGGCCGCGACGCCGCCACGAGACGCUCGCAGCCGCGCGCGGCGCUCAAGCGUGAAACGGCCAUGACGGACGAGGCUAUCGAGGGGUGGGCGGUAAUGUUGGCUCGUGAUCCUAGACGGAUGGCGAGACUUGAAGAUAAACUCGCUCUCUCCGGUGGUGCUGCUGGUGGCGGCGGUGGUGACGACCUGGAGGUGGCGAGUCGGGUAGCGACGUGGAUGAGCCGUCUGGCUCGUUUAGGGGGAGAGGUGGUGGACGAGGACGCAGCCGUGGCGGCCGGAGGGGAGGAGGUGGCGGUGGUGGUGGUCGCGGACGAGGAGGAGCAGCAGCAGGAGGGGGAGGUGAACAGACAGAGGGCGAAGAAGGUGGCGAGAGCGGGGGGACUGGUUGGGUAG